AUGGCAGGAAGGUGGCAAGGGCUGUACCUCUUUCGGAAACUGGCGCGCGGCGACUUUAUCGAGCCGAAGAAUGUGCUCGACAAAGACAUGAGGGACGGCAUCCUCAAGCUGGAAAGACGGGGCGAGGAGACCAGACGGCAGUUCGAACAAGACCACAGACAAGCCAGCAGCUGGUUCCCUGCUGAGAUUGCCAAAGCUGAUGCAAAUUCGGAUACGCUUCUUGAGGAAUACAUCCUGCCGCGUCUACAACUGUCCGGCCUCGAUGCCGAGUACUGCUUUAGGAUGAUCAUGUUCCUUUACGAGUUCUCGACGCCGAAUUUCAAGAUUAUAUCGCUCUACAACCAGAUCUUUAACCACAUCCGGUUACGCGCCAUCAUCUUCACAUACACGGUCCGCGAGGCUGAGCAUCGAGCCCGCUUCCUGAAACUCAUCCUUGGCGACCUAUCCAAGGGGCACGGCGACAAGACGGCCUACAAGAAGGAGGCCCUAGGCCUAAAAGACUUAUAA
Chaetomium fimeti is the source of this 507-nucleotide messenger RNA. Its product is annotated as transcription factor/nuclear export subunit protein 2-domain-containing protein. Gene Ontology annotation, cellular component: THO complex part of transcription export complex. Gene Ontology annotation, molecular function: mRNA binding. The transcript is spliced from 2 exons. Gene Ontology annotation, biological process: mRNA processing; mRNA export from nucleus. The record is from RefSeq and is a predicted model, not a curated record. NCBI's taxonomy places the organism in Eukaryota, Fungi, Ascomycota, Sordariomycetes, Sordariales, Chaetomiaceae. Bases 1 to 507 code for a protein of 168 amino acids.